Ogataea angusta is the source of this 687-nucleotide messenger RNA. RefSeq lists its product as uncharacterized. Lineage: Eukaryota; Fungi; Ascomycota; Pichiomycetes; Pichiales; Pichiaceae. Gene Ontology annotation, biological process: riboflavin biosynthetic process. The coding region runs from base 1 to 687 and encodes 228 amino acids. The record is from RefSeq and is a predicted model, not a curated record. The transcript has a single exon. Gene Ontology annotation, molecular function: riboflavin synthase activity.
AUGUUCACCGGUAUUGUUGAGGCUAUUGGGACUAUCAAGGAGGUGAAGAAGGUCGGCGAUAACGACGACCUUGGUAUCGUCAUUUCUGACGCCUCGUCAGUUCUUGGCGACUGUCAUUUGGGGGACUCGAUUGCCGUCAAUGGCACUUGUUUGACGGUCACGGAGUUCACUGAUUCAGAGUUCAAGGUUGGUGUUUCGCAAGAGACUUUGCGCAAGACAACCAUUGGAGAGUUGGGUGUUGGCGAUAAGGUCAAUUUGGAGAGAGCAGUUUCUGGCGACAUGAGAUACGGAGGCCAUAUGGUGCAAGGCCAUGUCGAUACCGUUGCCAGCAUUGUUGGCAGAGAGCCGGAUGGAGACAGCAUCCAGUUUGAGUUUGAGUUGCGCGACAGGGAGUUUAUCAACUACAUUGUUCCGAAGGGCUUUAUUUGCGUCGACGGAACCAGUCUGACUGUGAUUGACGUGAACUACGAGAAAGCCAGAUUUAAAAUCAUGAUGGUGUCUUACACACAGGCAAAGGUGAUUAUGCCACUGAAGAAGAUAGGCGACAAAGUCAACGUCGAGGUCGAUGUGGCUGGAAAGCUGAUCGAGCGUCAGAUCCAGGUCUCUUUGCAGAACAAGGACAGCGCCUUUGGAAGAAUAUUGGAAGAGCUUGUGGAGAGAAAAGUUAGGGAAGUAUUGCAGAAAUAA